This is a messenger RNA of Phytomonas sp. Hart1, 1152 nucleotides long. The record is from the annotation of a GenBank genome assembly. Lineage: Eukaryota; Euglenozoa; Kinetoplastea; Trypanosomatida; Trypanosomatidae.
AUGGAGUUCUCUGGAAGUGUCCUUUCCCCUGUUGAUGCCAAGCUCCUGAUUUGUCAGCUCAAGCCCUUUCGGAUUGGCGAAAUCGGAAGCGAGGCGUGGAAGGCGCAGCGCUUUGCGGUGGAGCAGCUCAACAUGUGCACGCACAGCAACGCCGUCCGCAAGGUGGAUGACUACGUCCGGGCUUAUCUGCUGGAGGAAAAUCAGCUGUCAACGCUCUUACAUGAGCUGCUGACGAUGGAGGUUUGGCGGCACCGCGUGCUGCCGGAGGUCCGGGGGGGCAUUGAGUCCAAUCCCGCGGCGGGGUAUCUGUAUUGCGAUUACGAAUCCAUCCUGGUGAACCUCCUCGAGUGCAUUUGCUUCCACGAGGACGUCGUGCUGGGGUUGGGCGAGGACGUCCUGGAGUUGAUCGAUUACGCCUGGCGACAGGUCAGCGCGCUGCUUGGCGAGCGGCCCGCGGGGGAAGGGGAGGAGGGGCUCGAGCGGAAGCUUCGGGAAGGCCGGGCGGGGCGGGCGAUGGCGAGCAUUUCCCUGUUGUGGUUUGUGAUCGAUCGGCUGGAGCGACUCCCGCUCGCGGCGAAUAACGCUGUGUUGAAAAAAAGCGAUCUCCCUGUUGGGCUGACGGAGGUGCUCCUCGCACAACCAUGGCUCCGUCGGCACUCCUCCAACGACAAUAACAAGGACAAAAGUGGGGUUGAAAAAUACCAAAGCGGCCGUUUCGUCCCUGUGAAAGGCGAUGAGCUCCUGCGCGUCUGCACCCCGGAGGCGCAUACGUGGUUUUCCCUUCACAAACUCCUCUGUGAUCCUGAAUGUCGUAAGCAAUACACGUAUACGCAGUCUCGAAAAGAAAUCAUGCUGCGGACGCGGCGAUUUUUAAAUGAUACGCUGCUAGAUCAGAUUCCGGCCCUUGUCCAGCUUCAGCGCGCACUAGAGGAGCUUUCCUUUAUCGAACCCCCUUCAGGAACCGAAGAAAAGUUCCGCAGUAUGCUCGUUAUUGAGCCCGUUCCGCGUAUUAUGACGAGCAUCGAUAACGGCAAACAAGAUUGGCGGGCGGAGGCGGCGCGAAUGGAUCGCCAGCUGCGCGAUCCAUCGGAAAGAAUUAAAGACGCACAACGAAUGGCGUCCAUCUUUGAUCAGAUGUUCCAGGAUCAGUAA